Messenger RNA from Castor canadensis (American beaver), 9756 nucleotides. RefSeq names its product zinc finger protein 292 (gene Znf292). The record is from RefSeq and is a predicted model, not a curated record. Gene Ontology annotation, biological process: regulation of transcription by RNA polymerase II. Gene Ontology annotation, molecular function: DNA binding; DNA-binding transcription factor activity, RNA polymerase II-specific. Gene Ontology annotation, cellular component: nucleus. Lineage: Eukaryota; Metazoa; Chordata; Mammalia; Rodentia; Castoridae.
CCCCGGCCUGCCGCCCUUUUCGGCUGCGGCGCCCCACUUCCCGCUUCGGGUGCGUACGCGACGGAGCGGGGUGUGAAGAUGGCGGACGAGGAGGCCGAGCAGGAGAGGUUGAGUCGCGGCGGAGGCGGCUGCGUCGCGGAGCUGCAGCGCCUGGGCGAGCGGCUCCAGGAGCUGGAGCGACAGCUGCGGGAGAGCCGGGUGGCGGCCGUGGACGCGGCCACCGAGUACUGUCAGCAGCUGUGCCAGACCCUCCUUGAAUAUGCAGAGAAAUGGAAAACUUCAGAAGAUCCUUUACCUUUAUUGGAGGUAUACACAGUGGCUAUCCAAAGUUAUGUUAAAGCUCGACCUUAUCUUACCUCUGAGUGUGAAAAUGUAGCAUUGGUUCUGGAACGCUUGGCAUUAAGCUGUGUUGAACUUUUACUGUGUCUACCUGUUGAGUUAUCAGAUAAACAGUGGGAACAAUUUCAGACACUGGUACAGGUAGCUCAUGAAAAGCUGAUGGAGAAUGGCAGCUGUGAAUUGCAAUUUUUAGCUACUCUAGCUCAAGAGACUGGGGUGUGGAAAAACCCGGUACUGUGCACUAUACUUUCCCAGGAACCAUUGGAUAAGGAUAAAGUGAAUGAAUUUUUAGCUUUUGAGGGUCCCAUCUUGUUGGAUAUGAGAAUAAAACAUCUAAUCAAAACAAAUCAGUUAAGUCAAGCAACUGCUCUAGCAAAGCUGUGUUCUGACCAUCCAGAGAUUGGUACAAAAGGUAGUUUUAAACAAACUUACCUUGUCUGUCUUUGCACAUCAUCACCAAAUGAAAAGCUAAUCGAAGAGAUUUCAGAAGUUGAUUGCAAAGAUGCACUAGAAAUGAUCUGUAACUUAGAAUCUGAAGGUGAUGAAAAAAGUGCUCUUGUUUUAUGUACUGCAUUUUUAUCUCGUCAGCUUCAGCAAGGAGAUAUGUACUGUGCUUGGGAACUUACCCUCUUUUGGAGUAAACUACAACAAAGGGUAGAACCAUCUAUCCAAGUAUACCUGGAGAGGUGUCGUCAGCUUUCUUUGUUAACGAAGACUGUAUAUCACAUUUUCUUCCUGAUUAAAGUUAUUAACUCAGAGACUGAAGGGGCUGGACUUGCUACCUGUAUAGAACUAUGUGUGAAAGCUCUUCGCUUAGAAUCUACAGAAAAUACUGAAGUGAAAAUAUCAAUUUGCAAGACCAUUUCUUGUUUGUUGCCUGAUGAUCUGGAAGUUAAACGUGCUUGUCAACUGAGUGAAUUUCUUAUUGAGCCUACAGUAGAUGCAUAUUAUGCGGUGGAAAUGUUAUAUAACCAACCAGACCAGAAAUAUGAUGAAGAGAAUCUUCCUAUACCAAAUUCUCUGCGCUGUGAGCUCUUACUUGUUUUGAAAACACAGUGGCCCUUUGACCCAGAGUUCUGGGAUUGGAAAACCCUAAAACGACAGUGUCUUGCACUAAUGGGAGAAGAAGCAUCCAUUGUGUCUUCAAUUGAUGAAUUAAAUGACAGUGAAGUAUAUGAGAAAGUAGUAGACUACCAGGAAGAAAGUAAAGAAACUCCUGUGAAUGGACUUUCUGGUGCUAACUCUGGCCUUCUUAAAGACAUUGAUGAUGAAAAGCAGAAGAAGAAGGAGAUAAAACAAUUAAGAGAGAGAGGAUUUAUAUCCGCUAGGUUUAGGAAUUGGCAAGCCUACAUGCAGUAUUGUGUGCUAUGUGACAAAGAAUUCCUUGGACACAGAAUAGUACGACAUGCUCAGAAACAUUACAAAGAUGGAAUUUAUAGUUGCCCCAUAUGUGCAAAGAAUUUUAAUUCUAAAGAAACUUUUGUCCCUCAUGUCACACUGCAUGUUAAACAAUCUAGUAAAGAGAGAUUAGCGGCUAUGAAACCAUUAAGAAGAUUGGGAAGGCCUCCUAAGAUCACAACUGCCCAUGAGAACCAGAAGACUAAUAUUGUGGCUAAGCAAGAACAGCGGCCUAUAAAAAAGAACAGUCUCUAUUCAACAGAUUUCAUAGUGUUUAAUGACAAUGAUGGUUCAGAUGAUGAGAAUGAUGACAAAGAUAAAUCUUACGAACCAGAAGUGAUCCCAGUCCAGAAGCCAGUACCUGUUAAUGAAUUUAAUUGCCCUGUAAGUUUUUGUAAAAAGGGAUUUAAGUACUUUAAAAAUUUAAUUGCUCAUGUAAAGGGGCAUAAGGAUAAUGAAGAUGCCAAGCGCUUUUUGGAAAUGCAAAGCAAAAAAGUAAUUUGCCAGUACUGUAGGAGGCAUUUUGUAAGUGUCACUCAUCUCAAUGAUCACUUACAAAUGCACUGUGGCAGUAAACCAUAUAUCUGUAUUCAGAUGAAAUGUAAGGCCGGUUUCAAUAGUUACGCAGAGCUUUUGACCCACCGAAAAGAGCAUCAAGUCUUCAGAGCAAAGUGCAUGUUUCCGAAAUGUGGCAGAAUUUUUUCAGAAGCUUACUUGCUAUAUGAUCAUGAAGCACAACAUUAUAAUACCUACACUUGUAAGUUCACAGGUUGUGGAAAAGUUUAUCGUUCUCAGAGUGAGCUAGAAAAGCACCUAGAUGAUCACAAUACUCCUCCUGAAAAAGUACUAUCUUCUGAAGAUCAACUUAAUUCAUCUGGAGAUUCUGUUCAACUUUGCAAAGUGAAUCAGAGCACAGAAGGGAAUACUGAGAAAGAAAAAUUGAUGCUUCCUUCAGAAAAUAACAUUGAAAACAGCUUACCAGAAGAUAAAAGUGAUAAUUGGGAUAAAAGCAAAGAAAACUCAGCUGUGGCCAAACAAGACCAAAUCUCUGCCUCUGAAUUCAGGCAAGCUAAUGGACCAUUGUCAAAUGGCUUGGAAAGCCCUCCUGCUGCUCCUCUUCUUCAGGCCAGUGAAGUAGCUGUGUCCAUCAAGGUGUCUCUGAAUCAGGGGAUCGAAGAUAACUUUGGAAAGCAAGAAAACUCAAGUGUGGAAGGCACUGGUGAGCCACUGGUCACAAAUUUACAUACACCAGCUGAAGAUACUUGUAAUAAUUUGUGUCAUCCAGGUUUCCAAGAGAGAAAAGAACAGGAUUGCUUUGAUGAAGCCCAGGUUGCUCAGAACUCUUUAGUAAAUUCAGACACCCUCAAAAUAGGUGACCUUAACCCACAAAACUUAGAACAGCAAGUAAACAAUCUGAUGGCCUUUUCUGUGCAAAAUCAGGCAGGAUUUCAAAACAAAUUGCCAACUUCCAAGUUUGAAUGUGGAGGUAAUGUUAAAACAUCAUCCAAUCUUUAUAAUUUACCUCUUAAGACAUUAGAAAGUAUCACAUUUGUUCCAUCACAGCCCAGCCUAGGUAGUUCAUUAGGAACUCCAUCAGUGCCUCCAAAAGCUCCAGUUCAGAAAUUCAGCUGCCAGGUUGAGGGAUGUACUCGAACAUAUAACUCUUCACAGAGUAUUGGGAAACAUAUGAAAACUGCACACCCUGACCAGUACGCUGCAUUUAAAAUGCAGCGCAAAAAUAAAAAAGGUCAGAAAUCUAACAACUUAAAUACACCAAAUAAUGGAAAGUUUGUUUAUUUUUUGCCAUCACAGGUGAGCAGCUCUAAUAAUGCAUUUUUUACACCACAGACCAAAGCCAAUGGGAAUCCUACUUGUUCAGCCCAGUUGCAGCAUGUCUCACCUUCCAUUUUUCCAGCUCAUUUAGCAAGUAUGUCAACUCCAUUGUUGCCCUCAAUGGAAAGUGUCAUAAAUCCAAAUAUAUCUGCUCAGGAUAAAAAUGAACAAGGUGGUGUGUUAUGUUCUCAAAUGGAAAAUUUAACUAAUACUACCUUGCCAGCACAAAUGGAAGAUCUAACCAAAACAGUUUUGCCAUUGAAUAUCGACAGUGGCUCAGAUCCUUUCCUUCCUUUACCUGCAGAAAAUAGUUCAAUGUCUCUCUUCCCUUCACCAGCAGAUAGUGGGACUAAUUCUGUUUUUUCCCAAAUGGAAAAUAAUACAAGUCAUUAUUCCUCACAGAUUGAAGGAAACGUGAAUUCCUCCUUUCUAAAGGGAGGCAGUGGUGAAAAUCCAGUUUUUCCUUCACAAGUGAAUGUUGCAAAUGAAUUCAGUAGCACCAAUACCCAACAAUCUGCACCUGAAAAAGUAAAACAAGACCGUGGACGGGGCCCAAAUGGGAAAGAAAGAAAACCCAAGCACAACAAAAGGGCUAAGUGGCCUGCAAUUAUCAGAGAUGGGAAAUUUAUAUGUAGCAGGUGUUACAGGGCUUUUACUAAUCCCAGGUCACUGGGUGGACACUUAUCUAAGAGAUCUUACUGUAAACCACUGGAUGGAGCCGAAAUUGCUCAAGAACUUCUACAGAAUAAUGGACAGCCUUCUCUUCUUGCCAGCAUGAUUCUUUCCACAAGUGCAGUAAAUUUGCAGCAGCCACAACAAUCUGCCUUCAAUCCAGAAGCAUGUUUUAAAGAUCCAUCAUUCCUGCAGCUUCUUGCUGCUGAAAAUCGCUCAGCAUUUUUACCAAGUACAUUUCCUCGAUCUGGUGUGAGUAACUUUAAUACCAAUGUCAGUCAAGAAGGAAGUGAAAUUAUUAAGCAGGCUCUUGAAACUGCUGGCAUUCCCAGUACAUUCGAGGGUGCUGAGAUGCUUUCUCAGGUUGUUGGAACAGGUUGUGUUUCAGAUGCGGCACAAGUAAAUGCAACAGUGAUGCCAAAUCCAGCUGUGCCACCCUUGUUGCAGACUGUAUGCCACCAAAACACCCUGCUGACAAACCAGAACAGGACACCAAACUCCAAAGCUUCCACUAUCGAGGAAUGUAGCAAUUUGUCUGUUUUUCCAGCAAACAACUUACUACUGAAGACUGUUGAAAAUGGUUUGUCCUCUAGUUCAUUCACUAAUUCUACUGGGCAUUCACAAAAUUUUACUAGUAACAGUUCACGUGUUUCAGUUAUAAGUGGUCCUCAAAACACAAGAUCUAGUCAUCUAAAUAAAAAAGGCAAUAGUGCAUCUAAAAGAAGAAAGAAAACUACUCCUCCACUAAUUGCACCUAAUGCUUCCCAAAACUUGAUACCAAGUGAUUUAACAACAGUGGGACUUAUAGCAAAGAAUGUUGACAUCCCUACUACUAAUCUUCCUUCAAACAUAAUUCCAAAUUGUGAACCUCAGGGUUUGAUGGAAAAUCUAACACAGAAAUUAAAUAAUGUUGACAAUCAGUUGUUCAUGACUGAUGUAAAAGAGAACUUCAAAACCAGUCUUGAGUCCCAUGAAGUGUUGGCCCCUUUAGCAUUAAAAACUGAAAAUGGUGAUUCCCAAAUGAUGACUUUGAAUUCAUGCACAUCUGUGAAUUCUGAUUUGCAGAUUUCUGAAGAUAAUGUUAUACAGAACUUUGAAAAGACUCUUGAAAUUAUUAAAACUGCUAUGAAUUCUCAAAUACUUGAGGUAAAAAAUGGAUCUCAGGGUGCUGAUGAAACAUCACAGAAUCCUCAAAUAAAUUAUAACAUUCAGCUUCCUACAGUAAGCCCUGUGCAAAAUAACAAAUUGCCUGAUUCAUCUCAGUUUUCCUCUUUCAUAAGUGUCAUACCAACAAAAUGUAACAUUCCUCAAUCUGAAGUAUUACAUAAGGAGGAUCAAAUACAGGAAAUUUUAGAAGGCUUACAGAAAUUAAAAUUAGAAAAUGACCUAUCCACUCCAGCAUCCCAGUGUAUAUUAAUAAAUGCAUCAGUGACACUGACUCCUCCUGUUAAACCAAUUUCAAGUGACACAGUUGUUCAGCCAGUUUCUGAAAUGAUACACAUUCAGUUUGCUGACAGAGUCAAUAAGCCUUUUGUGUGUCAAAACCAAGGAUGUAACUACAGUGCUAUGACAAAGGAUGCAUUAUUUAAGCACUAUGGCAAAAUCCAUCAAUACACUCCAGAGAUGAUCCUUGAAAUCAAGAAGAAUCAGUUGAAAUUUGCUCCAUUUAAAUGUGUAGUACCUACGUGUACAAAAACAUUUACAAGAAAUUCUAAUCUCCGGGCACACUGUCAGUUGGUACAUCAUUUUACAACAGAAGAAAUGGUAAAGCUGAAAAUUAAAAGGCCUUAUGGAAGAAAAUCUCAGAGUGAAAAUUUGUCAGCCCCACGAAUUACACAAGUGAAAAAACAGCUAACUGUGGCAGAGGAAAAUAAAACGGAAUUCCAGUCUGCUUUAGAAUUGGGAGCAGAGACACAAAAUGCCCUCAGUAAUGUUGCAGUGAUCUCAGAAAAACAACUUGCAGAAAAAAAAAGUCCUGAGAAAACAGAAAGUCCUCCACAAUUGAUUACAGUUAUUUCUGAACAAUGUAAUACAAAUCCUCUCACAAACAUACAAACCAAAGGACGGAAAAUUAGGAGACAUAGAAAAGAAAAGGAAGAGAAAAAACGAAAGAAGCCAGCUUCCCAGGCCCUUGAAUUUCCAACAAGAUACAGUCCGUACAGACCAUAUCGUUGUGUUCACCAGGGAUGCUUUGCUGCCUUUACAAUACAGCAAAACUUGAUUCUCCAUUACCAGGCCGUACACAAAUCAGAUCUUCCUGCAUUUUCUGCAGAGGUUGAAGAGGAAAGCGAAGCUGGUAAGGAAAGUGAAGAAACUGAAACUAAACAAGCUAUGAAAGAAUUUCGGUGUCAGGUGAGUGACUGUUCUCGCAUUUUCCAAGCGAUUACUGGCCUGAUACAACAUUACAUGAAACUGCAUGAAAUGACUCCUGAGGAAAUUGAAAGUAUGACUGCAUCUGUGGAUGUUGGCAAAUUUCCAUGUGACCAGUUAGAGUGUAAAUCUUCAUUUACAACAUACCUGAAUUAUGUUGUUCAUCUUGAGGCAGACCAUGGCAUUGGAACAAGGACAAAUAGAACCGAAGAGGAUGGCAUAUACAAGUGUGACUGUGAAGGCUGUGACCGGAUAUAUGCCACGCGGUCUAAUCUCCUCCGACACAUUUUUAAUAAGCAUAAUGACAAACAUAAAGCUCAUUUGAUUCGGCCAAGAAAAUUAACAACUGGCCAGGAAAAUAUGUCAAGUAAGGCAAACCAAGAAAAAUCGAAGUCUAAACAUCGGGGAAUAAAACACAACAGAUCUGGAAAAGAAGGAAUCAAAAUGCCUAAGACCAAACGAAAGAAAAAAAGCAAUUUUGAAAACAAGAAUGCAAAGAUUGUGCAGAUUGAAGAAAACAAGCCUUAUUCCCUGAAACGUGGAAAGCAUGUAUAUUCCAUAAAGGCUAGAAAUGAUGCCUUAUCUGAAUGUACAAGCAGAUUUGUAACCCAAUAUCCAUGUAUGAUAAAAGGAUGUACUUCAGUUGUUACAAGUGAAAGCAAUAUAAUUAGACAUUAUAAGUGCCAUAAAUUAUCUAAGGCAUUUACGUCACAACACCGUAAUCUUCUUAUUGUCUUUAAGCGGUGUGGCAACUCACAAGUGAAGGAAGCUUCUGAGCAAAAUGAUAAGAAUGACAUAAAAGGUUCUGACACGCGUGUGUUGUCAGAGAACAAUGAUGACUCAAAAACAACUGUUCCACAGAAGGAAUUUGAAAAAAAUGAAAAAGAUGAAAUGGAUGAGCUAACAGAAUUAUUUAUUACAAAGUUAAUAAAUGAAGAUAGCACAAGUGUGGAGACCCAAGCCAAUACCUCUUCAAAUGUAAAUAAUGAUUUUCAAGAAAAUAACCCCUCCCAGUCAGAAAAGCAAAAGGCAGGUAAUUUGAAGAGAGUUAAUAAAGAAAAAAAUAUCUCACAAAAUAAAAAACGGAAAGUUGAAAAAGACGAACCAGAGUCAGCUGUUGAGUUAAGUGGCACACAGAAAGAGGAAGAAACUGCUGUUGCAAUUCAAACCACUGAGGAGCAUCCUGCAUCUUUUGACUGGAGCUCGUUCAAACCAAUGGGAUUUGAAGUAUCAUUUCUGAAGUUUCUUGAGGAGUCUGCAGUGAAGCAGAAGAAAAGUAUUGACAAAGACCAUCCAAAUAGUGGAACUAAAAGAGGAUCCCAUUCAAACUCAAGAAAAAGCACUGAUAAGACUGCUGUGGCUAGUGGAAAUCAUGUAUGUUCUUGUAAAGACAGUGAAAUCUUUGUGCAGUUUGCCAAUCCCUCUCAGCUUCAGUGCAGUGAUAAUGUAAAAAUUGUUUUAGACAAGACUCUUAAAGAUUGCACUGAGCUUGUUCUAAAGCAGCUUCAGGAAAUGAAACCUACCGUCAGUCUAAAAAAACUUGAAGUACAUUCAAAUGAUUUGGAUAUGUCUGUAAUGAAAGAAAUCAGUAUAGGUAAAUCCACAGGCAGAGGGCAGUACUGAUAACUAAUGUACUAUAGAUACGUCAUUUAUAGUUUUACUUAGGAAGCCAUCAAGCAUGCUGUAAUUGUGAAACUUUUAUUUUUUUUUGUUGACAUGAAUUAACCUGGCCAAAAAGAAAAAAAAAAAAAAACCCAUGACAUUUGUCAUGUAGAACUUUUUUUUUUAUCCCUAUGGGACUUGAGGAACAGAAUUAAUACUUCAGUUAUUGUAAAUAUUUGAGUUAAACCUCAAAUUUCUAUCACCCAAUUGCUCUUUUCAUGAACUAGAUUGAAUUGUCUGUGUGAUUGAUAUGUUUCACCACGUCACUGCUCAUGUAUAACAGUACUCUUUAUUUGUAGAUACCAUUUUUGUAUAUAUUUAUUAUUGUAAAUCAUUUGCUGCCACCAGCAGUCUGUAAGUCUAAACUAUUAAAUGAUACAUUUAUAUUUGGAAUUUUAAUUUUUAACUAAGUGAUCAAGUUUUUAAAACUUUUAUUGUUUUAAAUUAAGAACUUUUUGAACUAAAAAUAGAAACUCUGCCAUAGUUCAUUGAUUUUUUUUUUUUAGAUGAAACAUUUAUUUACAAGAUGAUCUCAAGGUUAUGUUUCACAAAGUUAGGCAUAUUACAUCAACACUUUGCUCUGCUUUGUAAAUUCACCAUCCAGGAUUUUUGGAUAGUAUGUGAAAUUAAAAGCAGAUUAUUUAGUAGUUUCCUAUAGCUACACAUUUUUCUUUUUUCCAUUGCUUCUGAUUGGAUAUAGUUACUAUGAGUCCAUGAAAUAUAAUGGAAAUGUGAAUAAAGAAUUUACUACAUUGAAGAUUUUAAACAUUGGUAUUUAAAAAAAUCCUUUGUGAAUGUGAUAGAAUCUAGUAGUGUGGAGCAGUGUAAAUAUUUGAGGUGGUGAUUUGUGAAGUAGCCCAGUAUUGCCUUAAAUAAAAUCACAUUUCAUUUCUUAUUUUAUACAUGUGAUCUUAUAAAGGUUUUUUUCCUCCAUUUUCUGAGGUUUAUAGAUUGGUGUAUAGCUUUAAACUGUAUAAACUUUUGUGGGAAGAAUUUUUUAAACAUUUUUAUAAAUCUUAAAAUUGGUAUCAUCAAAGUGAGCCCAUCUUGUGUUUAUAAAAUACAAGAAUCCUUAACAUUUAUAAUUACAUAGAUGAAACACUUUCUAUAAGGAAGUUGGAUGUUUUGAUUUUACUGUUUAUAGAUGUUAGAUUGUACAGAUUUGUCUGUAUUUUCUCACCAUAUCUAAUGAUACUUUUUCAUUAGAUCAGUCUUCAAGAACAGUAUUAGUUCUAAUUGAUCAUUUUGAUUAUUCACUAUAUAGUUCUUAUAGGUUAGCUUUAUUCACCAUAUUUAUACUGUGGAUUUAUGGCCAGAGGUAGAGGUUAUUUUAGGAGAGUCAGUGACCAUUUAAAGUCCAACUAAAAUCAGUCCUGGAAACAAAAGAAGACAUCUUUUGAAUAUUUACUUUUGUUUUUGUUUGCCAUAAAUAGAAGCAUUGGUGUUUUGCCUUGUGUUAUUAAAGCAGUUGCAUUCACAAUA